Messenger RNA from Fomitiporia mediterranea MF3/22, 896 nucleotides. RefSeq lists its product as uncharacterized. NCBI's taxonomy places the organism in Eukaryota, Fungi, Basidiomycota, Agaricomycetes, Hymenochaetales, Hymenochaetaceae. The transcript is spliced from 6 exons. Bases 198 to 896 code for a protein of 232 amino acids. The record is from RefSeq and is a predicted model, not a curated record.
UUCGUGGACAGUGGCGGGCAGUAGACAGCACACCAAGACAAAAUGAAGAUACAGGAUUAGAGCUGUAAAGAACGCGACUUUCAUUUGGACGCGGACGCAACCGAGCGCCGCCCUGAUAACAGGUGCAGUUGCAGGAACCUUCGUCCUUUGGCACCGAGUAUUGCCGAGUAUUACUCUGAGUUGUACAGGUUUGAGGCAUGGAUGAAUGUUCCAUCCAUGAACCGAUGUCCAUCUUGAACACAAAUACGAUCGAGGGACCAGGUCCUGGUACUGGGUUUGUGAAAGGAGGACACAUUAUCCAGAAAUCCGCGGACAGCAAUAUCGCUCGGUACAGGCAAGGACCGCUGCUCCCUUUCUUUGGAAGGUUGAGUAUGAAGAAGAAGCACUUGAGCGCAUCUAUUCAGACGUCCAUUCCGACGUCUUUUUGGAUUCAGCGGAAUUGCAUUCAGAUCGUUAGGCUCAAAGCAUCUGUGCCAAGUCUCGAGCGCUUUGCCCAGCCGCAUUCGACGAGAAGGCUCGGGAGCAAAGACACGGCGAUGACAAUGACGCCGAUGAAUGCGGACGGAGGUGAACGACGAUCCGCGAAGAGCAAGGUUAUUCUAAGUAUAAGGAAAGUUAUGCAUAUUUGCUUCUUUCAAGUCGAGUCACAAGUACACCAGCACCCCGUGAAUGGCUUAAGUGGGGCGCAGAGCGCCGCUGCCAAAGUAUCGGUUCCUAGCAGCAGUCAGUACGGCGGAGCAGCUACGGUUGGAGGACAACGAGAAACGUGCACAUGUGUGCCAGGCCAGUCGCGACGUGGGCACGGAAAGGGACAAGCGCGUCCUGGACGAGUGCACAGGAGAGCAGACGGGAGGAUAGUGCUUGUUUGCGCAGAGCGGUGUGGGGUGCUAGAAUGA